Juglans regia (Persian walnut) is the source of this 3234-nucleotide messenger RNA. RefSeq lists its product as uncharacterized. NCBI's taxonomy places the organism in Eukaryota, Viridiplantae, Streptophyta, Magnoliopsida, Fagales, Juglandaceae. The coding region runs from base 1 to 3234 and encodes 1077 amino acids. The record is from RefSeq and is a predicted model, not a curated record. The transcript is spliced from 2 exons.
AUGGACAAAAGCUGGAUGCGUAUUAUCAACCGAUUUAGGUCAGCAGAAUAUAGGGAAGGGGUAUAUCAAUUCAUUACAAUGGCCCAUGUUCAUGCAACAACAAACAAUAUAAGGUGUCCUUGUCGUACCUGUCAUAAUAACUUUUUUCAUCCUAUUGACUUGGUGGAAAGACACUUGUUCACCAUAGGAAUUGAUGAAAACUACACUGAAUGGAUUUUUCAUGGUGAGGAAGAAUCCUGGGAUGCUAAUGAGUUUGAUGAUGAUGUCAAUGAAGUGCAAAGGGACGAGUACGUUGAUGACAUGGAUGAGAUGUUAGAUGACAUUAGACUUGGAUCAUUUCCAAAUGUGGAGCCAAUAGAACCUGGUACCAGUGAAGGUCCCACCUAUGAAGAGCCUAGACCAAAAAAUUUUGAUCAAUUAUUGGAAGAUGCCAGACGUCCACUCUAUCCAGGAUGUGCUAACUUCUCAAAGUUAUCAUUCAUUGUGAAGUUGUUGCAUAUAAGGACGAUUGGAGGGUGGACUGUUAAAUCAUUUGACAUGCUACUAAAGUUGUUGAAAGAUUCGUUCCCGGAUGCACUUUUGCCUGACUCAUACCGCGAGUCACGACGGAUGGAGCCGGCCCUUGGUUUUGGUUAUAUGAAGAUUGAUGUAUGUCCAAAUGAUUGUAUACUAUAUUGGAAGGAAAAUGCUGACAAGCAUGAUUGUCCCAAAUGUGGUAUGUCAAGAUGGGUAACACCCACAACUAAACAAAAAAAAAUCCCACACAAAGUACUUCGAUAUUUUCCGUUAAAACCAAGGUUGAAGAGGUUGUUUAUGUCGAAAAAAACAGCAGUAUCCAUGAGGUGGCACAAAGAACAUCGUGUUGAGGAUUCGAAUGUGAUGAGGCAUCCACGUGACUCAGUAGGGUGGAAGGAAUUUGAUCAAGAGCAUAUCUCAUUUGCGAGUGAUGCGAGAAACGUGCGCCUUGGUCUAGCCAGUGAUGGGUUCAACCCUUUUAAUAAUAUGAGCAAACCUUCUAGUGUAUGGCCAGUAAUACUUGUUCCUUACAACCUACCACCAUGGUUGUGCAUGAAAGACCAUUUCUUCAUGAUGUCUCUUUUAAUUCCUGGACCAAAGGCGCCGGGCAAUGAGAUUGAUGUGUAUUUGUGGCCUCUUAUUGAUGAAUUGGUUGAUUUGUGGGAAAAUGGUGUUGAUACGUAUGAUGCAUCAACAAAACAAAUGUUUCAAUUACAUGCAGCUUUGUUGUGGACGAUUAAUGACUUUCCUGCAUAUGGAAAUCUAUCUGGCUGGAGCACGAAGGGAAAAUUGGCAUGCCCUACUUGUAAUGGUGACACAGACUCUUUGUGGUUGAAAUAUGGUCGAAAGCAUUGUUACAUGGGUCAUCGUCGUUUCCUAUCUCCAGAACAUAGUUGGAGGAGGAAAAAGACUAAUUUUAAUGGCAAUAAUGAUCACCGCAUGCCACCUUGUGAAUUAUCUGGCCACGAUGUCCUGGAUCAACUAAAUAAUGUUGGAGAUAUAUUAUUUGGCAAAGGUGGAAGGAAGAGAAAGCGACGACCUGAUGAACUUAAUUGGACAAAAACAAGUAUCUUUUUCCAAUUACCUUACUGGUCAACAUUGAAACUUCGACAUAAUCUUGACGUCAUGCAUAUUGAGAAGAACAUCUGUGACAACGUCUUGGGAACUUUGAUGAGUAUUCCAGGCAAAACAAAAGAUUCUGUUAAUGCACGCAAGGACUUGAUGAUUCUUGGUAUAAAGAAGGAAUUACAUUUACAAGAACAUGGACAACGUCUUGUUAUGCCACCUGCAUGUUACACGUUACAAGGGGAUGAGAGGAAAGGCUUUUUCGAGUGGUUACAAGCUGUGAAAUUCCCAGAUGGAUUUGCUGGGAAUAUUACUCGAUGUGUUACAUUAAAUGGUUGUAAAAUAUCAGGAAUGAAGAGUCAUGACUGUCAUAUUUUUCUACAAAGACUACUUCCUGUUGCUAUUGCCGGGUACCUAAGACCUGACAUUCGCUUGGCUUUGACUGAGUUAAGCAUAUUUUUUAGACAGUUGUGCACACGCACAUUGUCUAUAGAUGUCUUGAACCGUCUUGAGAUUGAUAUUCCAAUCAUCCUUUGCAAACUUGAAAUGAUACUCCCUCCUGCAUUCUUUGAUGUAAUGAUGCACCUAGCUAUUCAUCUACCACGUGAGGCAUUGUAUGGAGGGCCUGUACAGUAUAGGUGGAUGUAUCCAUUUGAAAGGUAUUUAGGAAAAUUUAAGCAUUAUGUCCGAAACAAAGCCCGUGCUAAAGGCUCGAUUGCUGAGGCAUACAUUCACACAGAAUGCUUGUCAUUUUGCUCGAUGUAUCUCCAUGAUGUCGAGACUAGAUUUGAUCGAGAAGAAAGAAAUGUAGAUGUUUGUGAAGGACGUCAACAAUGUGAAUUUUCGAUAUUCACACAAAAGAUUAGGCAACUACGUAAUUCUAGUCCCGAAGAGGUGUCCGAUGAUCUGUACGCGCUAGCAUGUGGACCUGACCCAUGGGUUUCAUCAUAUACUGGUUGCAUUAUGAAUGGAACUAGGUUCCACACAGCACAACGUGAAGAACAUCGUCUUACACAAAACAGUGGUGUGCUUGUUCCUGGGGACCAUCAAGGUAGGCCUAUUGAGUACUACGGAGUUCUAAUGGACAUUAUUGUACUUAACUACCUAGGAUGGCGCCAUGUAUAUUUGUUCAAAUGUGAUUGGUUUGAUGUAUGUGAUAUGCGAAGAGGAGUUCGUGUUGGUAAUCACUUUACAAGUGUCGACUCAACUAGGAAAUCUUACAAGGAAGAGCCUUUUGUACUUGCAUGCCAAGCGUCACAAGUAUUUUAUCUCAAAGAUACGAGUUUAGGGAGAAAUUGGCUAGUGGUACAGAAGGUAACCACUAGGAAUGUUUAUGACAUUCCCAGCACAACAGUUGGGGAUGAGGAUGAGGAUCACUUGAUUGAGGAUGAAGCGUACCAGGAUGAAGAAUUUUCUCCACCAGCCCAUUUUGUAAUGGAAGAUGAUACAUGUCUAGAUAUGCCUUUGCAUCGAAACGAUAUAGACCCGAUUUUAGUUGAUGAUAUAGUCAUAUUAGACCACCCCGAUCCAAGAGUUGAGGAAGAUGAGUUUCUUAGUAACUACUCAUCGGAGGAUGACAGUGAUUGGAAUAGUGACAACACUGCAGAUUCAAGCGGAGAGGAUGGUCAUAGUGAUCAUGAAAACUUACUCUAA